UGGCCACCAUCGAUAGGGUUUUCAGAUAAGGCGAAACAUUCACAAGAAUGGUCAGUAGGCAAUCGAAAAGGGGCUGAAGUCGCUGAUGGCCAGUGGAAAUUGGCCAAAAGGCGGGACCUGCACCUGUUGCGCUUGGAGCAAACGGAAGCCAAAACGGGAAGAGCCAUGUUCAAACUAGUCACUGCUGCCGAAAUGCUGUCGGAUGAUGCGGAUCAGUCGAAAUCCUCGUCCGAUAAAGCCAAGGAAAAGAAGUCGGAGAAAUCCCUGACUAUUGGUGCACGCAUCACGGAGCAUGAUCUCUCCUCGAGGCUCAAGAACAUUGUCAAGUGGCUGGCCAAGCGGCACGAGGUUCGCAUCCUUAUCCAAGGCAAUUCCAGUGGAUCCGAUGAAAGCAGCUCCGAACGCAUCGUCAAAGCCAUCGAACAGACCAUCAAGGAGCCACAGUUGAUUGGCAGAAUAGUUCAAAAGCGCAGCAAGAGCAGCUUCAUCAAGUUCAGCAUUAUCCCAGUUGCUGCGCCACCUGUCGCCGCUGAUAAACCCAAUGCAAUUCAGUCCUGACAACUACCGCCGUUGCCUCGGAUGAGCCAUGAUAACGGCACGGUAAUGGCAAAGCCUCAGAACUUCGCCUUUCAUAUGUCUGCCCGCCAUUUUUCUGAUGGGAUCAAAAAGGAACAUGAAAAGCCCGUCGAGAUAAGUACCGCUUCCAUCAUCACAACUGGUGCUAUUUUUCUUUUGUUUUUCCUUAAAUAUUACUACUGGCAUCAGCAUUUUAUGAAACUCCAGAAGGAAAGAGAACAAGAAGCCCAAAGAAAGAUAACGAAGAGUAGGAAAGAUCUUCCUGACCACAAUCAAGAUUAGUGCUUUAAAACCUGUUUUAAUAACUGUUAAUUGGCUCAAAAUUAUACCAUUAUCAUAAAUAAAACGCCAUCAAAUCGUA
Molecule: messenger RNA, 937 nt
Organism: Drosophila subpulchrella
Lineage: Eukaryota; Metazoa; Arthropoda; Insecta; Diptera; Drosophilidae
Exons: 2
Coding region: 166-558 (130 amino acids)
Biological process (GO): mitochondrial translational initiation; ribosome disassembly
Cellular component (GO): mitochondrion
Molecular function (GO): translation initiation factor activity; ribosome binding
Source: RefSeq, a predicted model, not a curated record